Drosophila melanogaster (fruit fly) is the source of this 1497-nucleotide messenger RNA. RefSeq names its product odorant receptor 67a (gene Or67a). NCBI's taxonomy places the organism in Eukaryota, Metazoa, Arthropoda, Insecta, Diptera, Drosophilidae. Gene Ontology annotation, molecular function: odorant binding; olfactory receptor activity. The coding region runs from base 222 to 1445 and encodes 407 amino acids. Gene Ontology annotation, biological process: sensory perception of smell. The transcript is spliced from 5 exons. Gene Ontology annotation, cellular component: plasma membrane; membrane. The record is from RefSeq and is marked reviewed.
AGCUGUCAAACUUGUUUUGCUCGCCAAUGAAACCGAAAUGAAGCUUGUUUCGGUUCGUAUUCAGUUUCGGAUUCGAUUUCGUUCUUGAUGCCUCUCCUUGUGGUCGUGAAAAUAUUGCGGUUUCUGCAUUGCAUUGGGCCUAUAAGAACCCAAAUUUCUUUCCUGUAUCAAUCAGUGUUUAUUCAAACCAUAUUGAAAGUGUAAAAAUUCUAUUCUGAAAAAUGGAUAACGUCGCGGAAAUGCCUGAAGAAAAGUAUGUCGAAGUCGAUGAUUUUUUGAGGCUAGCUGUGAAAUUCUACAAUACUUUGGGCAUUGAUCCCUAUGAAACUGGACGAAAACGAACUAUUUGGUUUCAAAUAUAUUUCGCAUUGAAUAUGUUUAAUAUGGUGUUUAGUUUUUAUGCCGAGGUAGCGACUCUGGUGGACAGGUUACGCGAUAAUGAAAAUUUUCUCGAGAGCUGCAUCUUACUGAGCUACGUGUCCUUUGUGGUCAUGGGCCUCUCCAAGAUAGGUGCUGUAAUGAAAAAAAAGCCAAAAAUGACAGCUUUGGUCAGGCAAUUGGAGACCUGCUUUCCGUCGCCAAGUGCAAAGGUUCAAGAGGAAUAUGCUGUGAAGUCCUGGCUGAAACGCUGCCAUAUAUACACAAAGGGAUUUGGUGGUCUCUUCAUGAUCAUGUAUUUCGCUCACGCUCUGAUUCCCUUAUUCAUAUACUUCAUUCAAAGAGUGCUGCUCCACUAUCCGGAUGCCAAGCAGAUUAUGCCGUUUUACCAACUCGAACCUUGGGAAUUUCGCGACUCCUGGUUGUUUUAUCCAAGCUAUUUUCACCAGUCGUCGGCCGGAUAUACGGCUACAUGUGGAUCCAUUGCCGGUGACCUAAUGAUCUUCGCUGUGGUCCUGCAGGUCAUCAUGCACUACGAAAGACUGGCCAAGGUUCUUAGGGAGUUUAAGAUUCAAGCCCAUAACGCACCCAAUGGAGCUAAGGAGGAUAUAAGGAAGUUGCAGUCCCUAGUCGCCAAUCACAUUGAUAUACUUCGACUCACUGAUCUGAUGAACGAGGUCUUUGGAAUUCCCUUGUUGCUAAACUUUAUUGCAUCUGCGCUGCUGGUCUGCCUGGUGGGAGUUCAAUUAACCAUCGCUUUAAGUCCAGAGUAUUUUUGCAAGCAGAUGCUAUUUCUGAUUUCCGUACUGCUUGAGGUCUAUCUCCUUUGCUCCUUCAGCCAGAGGUUAAUAGAUGCUAGCGAAAACGUGGGCCAUGCGGCAUACGAUAUGGAUUGGUUAGGUUCCGACAAACGAUUCAAGAAAAUUUUAAUUUUUAUAUCUAUGCGAUCCCAGAAGCCAGUUUGCCUUAAAGCCACAGUUGUCUUGGACUUAUCCAUGCCAACUAUGAGCAUCUUUCUUGGUAUGUCGUAUAAGUUUUUCUGCGCUGUGAGGACUAUGUAUCAAUAAAUGCUGAUAUGUAUUACUUGGCAUAUAAAAAUUAUGUAAUCACGUAAUAUUC